AUGUCCGAAUCGCUGGAGCUGGAGCUGGGAACGCCACAGGCGUCGCGGAUCCAAGAAGGCGUGCAGAAUGUGCUUGUCGAGCAUGAUCUUGCCAUGAAAGAUGAUACGGUCAUGGCAGAAUACGUCACGGUGAUGAUGGCAAAUCGCAAAGGACCUGACAUGAUUGCUGAGGAGUUGCGCGAGCUCAUUGGCGGUGAGCUAGAUGCCUCCAUCACGCAGAAGAUUUGGAAGUGCGCAUGCGAUGUGCUGUCUCCCCCGAAGACUCAUGCACAGGAGCGCGCACGCUCAGCGUCUCCGCCGCCGCCACCUCAGCCAGAGUCGACCGAGCAGCGCACCAAGGAUCGGUGGAACGACCAAAAACCUGCUCGCACGAAAAAGAAGCGAAGUGAGCGCAACGAGCGACGCGAAAACGCUGACGAAAAACCAGCAUCUGUGAGCAUACUGGGCCGGGCUGGCGUGCCUGAUCCACGCGCCGAGCCAUUCAUGCCCAUGCCACCGCCUCUCGCCGCCAUGGCGGCCAUGGCCGCCAUGUCGGGUGGCCCGUCGCUUUUUUCGCGUCUAGACCCUAUGAUGCCUGACAAUCCGCCACCCAUGCCGGGGGCGGGUUUGACGACUAUGCCUUCGUCUGUGCCUCGCGACAUGGCAGCUUUUCCUCAUGCGCCUGCUCAAAGUGCAUUGUGUCGUUGGUCUCUGCAAUGCACAAAUCCUAUGUGUGAAUACAGCCACCCAUCACCUGCUAAUGCAGGUCGUGGUGGUGAUCCGAGCGCGCUUGUACUCCGCACCGAUGCGUGUGAACAUGGCGCCGAGUGUACAGACAAGGAGUGUGUUUUGAGUCAUGUUAGUCCUGCUGUGGGCUUUAUCAAAGCACGUGGCUCUGUGCCACCUCCCUCGAUGCCGACUUUGGCUGGUGUGCCGUGCAAAUUUCAGCAGCAGUGCCUCAAUCCUGCGUGUACCUAUCUUCACUACGAUGCAAUGGGACGGAUAGUGCCGCCGCCAGGCCAAGGCAAUGCGAUUCCCUGUCGCUUCGGCUCAGCAUGCACGAGACCUGACUGCGUUUAUUCUCAUCCACCAAAGAGCCAGGUGCCUUGCCGUUAUGGCAGUGGAUGUACGCGGCCAGGCUGCUUCUACACACAUCCGCAAGAUGCGCCAUUGCGGCCCACAUCGGAUCGACUCAAGGCGUUUGCGACCGAGGACCCAGAUUGCGAGCGCAUUGUACCAGAGGAGCAAGCGGCGGCUGGUGUAUCAACAUAA
Malassezia restricta is the source of this 1251-nucleotide messenger RNA. RefSeq names its product nuclear polyadenylated RNA-binding protein. Gene Ontology annotation, biological process: regulation of mRNA stability. The transcript has a single exon. The coding region runs from base 1 to 1251 and encodes 416 amino acids. Gene Ontology annotation, molecular function: poly(A) binding. The record is from RefSeq and is a predicted model, not a curated record. NCBI's taxonomy places the organism in Eukaryota, Fungi, Basidiomycota, Malasseziomycetes, Malasseziales, Malasseziaceae. Gene Ontology annotation, cellular component: cytoplasm; nucleus.